Molecule: messenger RNA, 1785 nt
Organism: Sinocyclocheilus rhinocerous
Lineage: Eukaryota; Metazoa; Chordata; Actinopteri; Cypriniformes; Cyprinidae
Product: leucine-rich repeat-containing protein 31-like
Exons: 10
Molecular function (GO): protein binding
Source: RefSeq, a predicted model, not a curated record
UGCCCCAAAUCAUCGCGCACUGAUGAAUGCAUAUGUAAAAGAUUUAAGAAAAUAUUUCAAGAGUCUACCAAAGGGAAGGAGAGUGUUCAGAAAAGAUCUCCUCUGGAUCUGAUUAUGAACCAGCUCCGAAGGAAAGCCUCUUUCACAGAGAGAAAGAAACCGGCUGUGGGCCGCCUCUUCCGCCCAUCAGAGCGCAGUGAAAAGAGAAACGUAGGCAUACCUGAAGUGAAAGAAUCAGAGGCCAGUGAGGGAAAGGAAAAUAAUGAGCCUGGGAAAGAGAUCAGUGACACAAAUGAUGAGACUGGCAUUGUUGUGGGCUGAGGUCGGGUGAAGCAGUUCGCUCAGAAGCUUGGGAAAACCCCUCACAGUCAGAAUCUGAGCCUGAGCCCCUGUGAUCUGACAGCUACAGAUGUGAUGGAACUAACCACGUUACUGCCAUUUCUGGCUCAGCUGGAGGUGAUGGACCUGUCCUGGAAUGAUCUGGUUGGAGGCUCCUUGAAGGCACUUACUGCCCAUCUGCAGCAUGUAGGGAAACUGAGAGUGCUGAAGCUGUGUAGCUGCAGAUUAACAGAUCAAGACCUUACUGCUCUUGGUGAAGCUCUUGACUGCAUUCCUCUAAUAGAGGUGCUAGAUUUGUCCUGGAAUGUUGGCGUUGGCGCAGGAAAUUUCAGACACUUAACAGAACACCUCCAACCUCAAAGCACACUGAAGGAACUCCGCCUGGUGGACUGUCAGCUCUCUGAGUCAGACAUUACAGCUCUGAGUGAGGCUCUUCCCAUGUUGUCUAGUUUGGAGGAGUUAGAUCUGUCCAAUAACAAACUGUCAAUCAAGGGAAUGGAGAACUUCACCUCCUCUUUAGGCUCAGCUCCACGAAUGAAGACCCUAAAACUGAACAUGUGUGGACUCAGUAAAGACAGCCUCAGUGUUCUGGGACAGGCACUCAGGUUCAUCCCUGCGCUAGAGCAAAACGAUCUGUCGUGUAAUAAGGAAGCAGAUGGAGAUCUCACCACACUGGCCACUAACCUAGUUCUCAUCCCACACUUGAGAAGUUUGGACAUGCAUCUGUGCUGUCUAACAAAGGAGGAUGUGUUGGCUUUAGUCCAGGAAGCUCCAUCUCUCAAAGACCUCAGAGAGCUGGAUUUGUCGUUUAAUAAAAGUGUUGGAGAUACACUCCAGAACCUUCUGCAAACCCUCCCUCUUUCUCAGAUAACCAAACUUCCACUAAACAACUGUGCUUUGAGCACACAUGCAUGCAAUGCUCUUGCUACUGCAAUGCAGAUGCUAAAACAGCUUGAAAGGCUGAACUUGUCAUGGAACAAGUGUGUGGGAGAAAAUCUGAGACAAUUUCUGGAGCCUUUGCAGCCUGAUUGCAAACUACAGGAACUCAGACUGAGUAGCUGUAAUUUAACCACUGAAGAUGUGCUACAUCUAGAAUCUGCUUGCCAGCGUGGAGCUCUGUCCCAUCUGAAGCAGCUGGAUUUGUCUUAUAAUGGCAGCGCCGGGGAUGGUGGUUGGACAUCACUUUUUGAGAAGGCUGCUGCUCUAAAGGGACUGGAGGAGCUGGAUGUCAGUCUGCGACCUUCUGCAUCCCUCUCCGUGUCUCCCUGGCUGCCUGCCUUGUUGGAGGCCCUUCCGCAGCUCUCGUCCCUCACCCGUCUGUCUCUGCAGCACUGGGCUCUGAGUUUAGCUGAGAGAGAGAAGCUGGAAAAAAUUCUUAGCAAGAAGAAUGUUAUCCUGGAAUGUGACAGGCUGGCCACGCCCACGCCAAAGGCUGCAGGUUCAUAA